AUGAGGCAAUUGAAAAGAAGGAAGAAGGUUGCGAAUGAAAUGGAAAUUGGCGAUGGAAGUGAGGAUGAUGAUCAUGGAGUAGGCAACAAUGAACUCCAUUACAAUGAUGAUGAUGAUGAUGAUGAUGUUGAGGAUACAUCGUCUAUGCAUGAUGAGCCAAGUGAAGAGCAGCGCAAUGAUGAAAACACUACAGAAAGAAGCAAUGAUGAAUCUGGACACAAAAGCAAUUUUCUAGAUAUUUCUUUCUUCAAACUCCCAUGUCUACAACAGGCCAAGCUUGAAUUGCCACAGAGCCCAUGUGACGUUCUGGCGGGUAGCUUCAUUGCUCUCAAACAUACCUUAUUGAAGCCUCACUGA
Molecule: messenger RNA, 357 nt
Organism: Cylindrotheca closterium
Lineage: Eukaryota; Bacillariophyta; Bacillariophyceae; Bacillariales; Bacillariaceae
Source: the annotation of a GenBank genome assembly